This is a messenger RNA of Leishmania major strain Friedlin, 582 nucleotides long. RefSeq lists its product as hypothetical. Lineage: Eukaryota; Euglenozoa; Kinetoplastea; Trypanosomatida; Trypanosomatidae. The coding region runs from base 1 to 582 and encodes 193 amino acids. The record is from RefSeq and is a predicted model, not a curated record. The transcript has a single exon.
AUGGCGUUCGUGAGUGUUCAUGAGAUGGCUCUUUCCCACUUUUCUCCCGCUUACGUUUCCCGCCUUUUUACUGAUGUGAUUGUGUCUAGACCACGAAGCAAACUUAUUGCGAUCACCCUUCUCCCCCAAGCAAAACAGUCCCCCAAAAUCGCUACGCCUUCAAAGGAUUAUAUCAAAGUCCACGAGCCCAUCACUUGCACAAUGUCGCGCAAUAUGAUCGUCAACAUGUCUUUCAACUCCCCCGAGAUUCAAAUUCUCGGGCCGGUGCAAGAGAGCACCAUUGAACGACUCAACGAGGUGCUUCCUGACUCGACAACUUCGACUCGCAGCAUCCGCAGCAACCAGCCAAAGUUUGAGUACGUGUCGAAUCCUGAUCACUGGAGGAUCAAACUGGGCAAUCAGUUCUGCGACUCAGAGGGCGUGUCGCGCUUGAUUGUUCUUUUGUUGGACGCGCUCGAGGAAGAGGGCGGCUGGACGCUUAUAUCUUCCCAGGCUUCCAGCUCCUCUCAUGGAGGCGCCCUGCAGCAGGAUUUCGUGUGGAACUACAAGCUUUUCUUCUCCAAGUACCAAGAUGACGAGUGA